AUGGCCCCGGACUGGCAACAGCCCCUUUCUGCGGGGGCAGAAGCACUGAGGUUGGCACCGAGCGGCUUAUCUGCCUCGUCGGGAAACGGCACCCGGUUCGCCUCCAGCGGGGACGACUGCCCGGCGUAUUUCACUGCUUGUUGUUCCUUCGCCUCCCCCCGCCACGGGCCGUUCGACACGUUUAUAAAUGGGCCCGAGUCCCGCGUCUGGACGGUGAUGCUGCUGCUGGGGACGUGCCUGCUGUACUGCGCCCGCGUCACCGUGCCCAUCUGCGCCGUCGCCCUCAGCACCCACUUCGACUGGGACAAGAAGCAGUCCGGCGUUGUGCUCAGCAGCUUCUUCUGGGGCUACUGCUUGACACAGAUUAUUGGAGGACAUAUCAGUGAUCAAAUAGGAGGUGAGAAGGUCCUCCUCCUGUCGGCAUCGGCCUGGGGGUUCCUCACGGUCCUCACCCCGCUGCUCACCCACGUCACGUCUGCCCAUCUCGUUUUCAUGACCUCCUCCAGGUUCCUCAUGGGGCUGCUGCAAGGGGUGUAUUUCCCAUCCCUGGCCAGCCUGCUGUCCCAGAGGGUCCGGGAGAGCGAGCGAGCCUUCACCUACAGCACAGUGGGGACUGGCUCACAGUUUGGGACGCUGGUGAUCGGCGGUGUGGGAUCUCUCCUUCUGGACUGGUAUGGCUGGGAGAGCGUUUUCUACUUCUCCGGUUUGCUCAGUUUGCUGUGGGUUUACUGCACCUGCAAGUACCUCCUGAGUGAGAAAGAACUCAUCAUCCCCAUAGAUUAUUUAAUGAGAGGCCUCUCGAUAUCCAAGCAGACCAAAGUUCCCUGGAAGCAGCUGUUUAAGAAGGCGCCAAUAUGGGCUGUCAUCAUCGCUCAGCUUUGUACGGCCAGCACAUUCUUCACUCUCCUUUCCUGGCUGCCAACUUUCUUUAAGGAAACUUUCCCCGAGUCAAAGGGUUGGGUGUUUAACGUAGUCCCCUGGCUGGUUGCAAUUCCAACAAGCUUGUUCAGUGGAUUUCUGUCUGAUCAUUUAAUCAACCAGGGGUACAAAACCAUCACCAUUCGCAAGUUCAUGCAGGUCGUUGGCUCCGGUGUCUCAAGCCUUUUUGCUUUGUGCCUGGGCCAGACAUCCAGUUUUUGCAAAGCGAUAGUGUUCGCCUCCGCCUCUGUUGGCCUUCAGACCUUUAACCACAGUGGCAUUUCAGUAAACGUGCAGGAUCUGGCCCCCUCGUGCGCUGGCCUGCUGUUCGGUGUUGGGAAUACCGGCGGAGCCCUCCUAGGUGUCGUUUGCGUGUACUUGGCUGGCUACCUGAUCGAAACGACCGGCUCCUGGAUUUCGGUUUUCAACCUGGUGGCUGUUGUUAACAGCAUUGGUCUCUGCGCAUUCCUCGUGUUUGGAGAGGCCCAGAGGAUGGACACAGACUCUGAAUACAUGGACCUGUAG
Opisthocomus hoazin is the source of this 1443-nucleotide messenger RNA. The record is from RefSeq and is a predicted model, not a curated record. NCBI's taxonomy places the organism in Eukaryota, Metazoa, Chordata, Aves, Opisthocomiformes, Opisthocomidae.